GAUACAGUUGCUUGGUAAUAACAUAACAAAACCAAAAUUGCACCUGCACUAGGAGUAUAUUAGCGAAAUUACGCGAAGAAAUUAAAAUUAUGGAAGAAGAGCAAGAACAUGAAAAAGAGGAAAAUCUUGAAGAUAGAAAUGACGAGGAUCCAAAGGUGACAAGGACAAGAAAACUUACACUGUUCCUACGCAUUCAUUGGCGCGGUUUAGUAUGUCUAAUUAGUCCACUAAUAUUGUUACCCGUUCUAUCGCCUUUUCCUCCUGAGAAAAGUCAGUGGUGUGCCUAUACUCUGUUAGUGAUGGCAAUAUUUUGGGUAACAGAAUGUAUACCUUUGCCCGUUACCUCAUUUAUUCCAGUCAUAGUUUUUCCUAUGGCUGGAGUUAUGGAUACCCGGCAUUGCUGCAGAUGCUAUAUCAAUGACACUGUCUUCAUGUUUUUUGGAAGUAUGGUUCUUGCAUGUGCCGUCGAACAGUCUGGCCUGCAUAAGAGAUUAGCUCUAUUCACUAUAAGACUUAUUGGAUAUUCUCACUACAGAUUAUUAUUCGCGAUGUCGUUUACGACUAUGUUUGUCUCAAUGUGGAUCACCAACACCGCGGCGACGACCAUGAUGGUUCCUAUUAAUUUCGCCUUGCUCAGUGUUUUUGAGGAACAAAACCUUCUUGAAAUCUACGAGCUAGAUGACACUGGUGAACAGGUUGCUUCGGAUAUAACGACAUGUUAUUUUUGUGCAGUCAGUUUUUCUGCCACUAUUGGUGGCAUCGGUACUUUGGUGGGAACGGCAACGAAUUUGGUAUUUAAAGGACUAUUUCAAAAAGCUUUUCCUGCCGCGCCAGAAUAUUUAUCGUUUCCCAAAUUGUCUGCAUUUUCAAUACCUUAUAUGUUUGCUAUGGAAAUAUGCUUGUAUUUGGCCUUGGUAAUCGGAUAUUUGGGAUUUUUAAGACCUAAAAGCAAAGAUGCUAUCCUGGCAAAUAUAUCAGAGUCUGGAAAGUUGGCAGCAAAGAAUGCUGUUCACGAAAACUGGCGAAACCUGGGCAGAAUAACCUUCUGGGAAAUCAUGGUUGUAAUAUUGUUCGGUGGUGCAAUGGUUAUGUUCUUCUGCCGUUCUCCUCAAAUUUUUGUGGGAUGGGGUGACAUUAUCUCAGAUUAUUUUGAACUGCACAAUAAUAGAUACGCAAGAGACUCGGCGGCUGCCAUGCUGGUGGGAUUUUUAAUGAUGCUCCUUCCAUCCACUUUGGAAAUUUUCAAAAAUUGCACUGCCAAAGUUGACGAACUCCCCAACAGGCCAGUGCGAUCUGUUCUAAACUGGUCUUUGAUGAACGAACAAAUGCCUUACAGCUUUAUGUUCCUCCUAGGAGGUGGGAUUGCUCUAUCCGAGGCAGCUAAGAAAGAAUAUUCUGACUUAAAUGGCGAAAUUGGAAAAAUAUUGCGAAACCUCAACGGAUUGCCCGUAGCUUUUAUCUUACUGCUUAUCAUAAUUUUUACAGUAUUUGUGACAAAUUUUGCUUCUAAUGUGGCGGUCUGCAAUGUUGUUGCGCCGAUAGCGAUGCAAUUAGCUAAAGAAAUAAAGUUCCACCCUCUGUGGUUCAAUAUUGCCGCUGGUUUCGCUGCUUCAUAUUGUUUCUGUUUACCAGUGGGGACGCCUGGAAACUUAGUUGUACAAAGCGCCGCUAGUAUUCCAACAGUAAAAAUGAUAAAAGCAGGCAUUGUUCCAUCGAUUACCACAGUACUAUUAACAUGGCUAUGUACCUACUAUUGGGCACCUGUCGUUUGGCCUGAUUUGCAUUCUGCCGACCAUGAAUGGAUACAUUGAAAUAAAUUUCAAUCCUGAUCAAUGUUGAUUAUAAUUUAUCUUGGAUUUUUCCGUAAUAAUUUUACAUGCAAACAAAAAUGUUGUUUUAAUUAAGGUUUAGAGAUAUAUGUUAUUUGAUUGUAUCUUGAAUAGUUUCCUUAUAAAUGUAUAUGCAAUCAAAAAU
Trichoplusia ni (cabbage looper) is the source of this 1974-nucleotide messenger RNA. Its product is annotated as protein I'm not dead yet-like. The record is from RefSeq and is a predicted model, not a curated record. Gene Ontology annotation, molecular function: citrate transmembrane transporter activity; succinate transmembrane transporter activity. Gene Ontology annotation, cellular component: membrane. Lineage: Eukaryota; Metazoa; Arthropoda; Insecta; Lepidoptera; Noctuidae. Gene Ontology annotation, biological process: monoatomic anion transmembrane transport; citrate transport. The coding region runs from base 90 to 1811 and encodes 573 amino acids. The transcript has 15 exons.